AUGGCGGGGCCUUCCAUCCGUCCAGAUGACUUGGAGUCCUUUAACGUUAUGGGACGGCAAACUGGAACUGAAAGAGAAUUGUCAGGAAGAGAGUUCCUAACGCAUUGCCCGCCCGAUAUUCCUCCGCACCAUCGCAUACUCGCCCUUCUGACCAUCACUGAUGUUAAAAAUAUCGCAUCUCCUGCCCACAAAUCGGAUGUAUGGAUUGUAUCAGAUUUCUACCUUUCCACCACUUACUUUCCCCUGGCUUUCCCACCACUUUGGAUGACAUGUGAGGAUCCAUCGCGUCUGGUAGACAAGUACACUGAGUAUGCUCAUGGUGAACGACGAGUCGUCCUCGAUGCUGGAAUGCUGCCAAAGAUCGAUGUCGCUCAGAAUAUUCGGGUGGUUUCCAGAGAGAACUUGUCGGAACGGUACCUUGGCACGCUUCGAGAGCAAGCUCAAGAGGCAGCAGUUAAUGGAGAACACUUGAUAAUUCUCAUCUUCGGCCAUGGGACGACCACAUACGAGGUGGCCACUUGCUACUGCCCGGUCACUCUAUUCAUCACAUCAUGUUAUUCUUAUGGGUGGCUAUUGAACCCUGAUAUUAAUGUACGGUUCAUGAAUGCGACAUCGGUCGCAGCAGCAGAUGAUUUCGGUGAAUCCUCGUCAUGGAGCGCUAGUGGAAGUGUUGGUCGUAUUGGUGGUAUGGCGCGGAGUUCCAGCCAUUUAGCCUUAUAG
Messenger RNA from Penicillium taxi, 720 nucleotides. RefSeq lists its product as uncharacterized. The record is from RefSeq and is a predicted model, not a curated record. NCBI's taxonomy places the organism in Eukaryota, Fungi, Ascomycota, Eurotiomycetes, Eurotiales, Aspergillaceae. The coding region runs from base 1 to 720 and encodes 239 amino acids. The transcript has 3 exons.